Prunus mume (Japanese apricot) is the source of this 1264-nucleotide messenger RNA. The record is from RefSeq and is a predicted model, not a curated record. NCBI's taxonomy places the organism in Eukaryota, Viridiplantae, Streptophyta, Magnoliopsida, Rosales, Rosaceae.
UGUAGGCGCUGACAACUAGAAACUAAAUCGGUUCCAAACACACUCUCUACGAGCUAAAGAGUAAAACCAGGGCUCCCGCACAGAUCUGAAUCGCGCUCUAGAUCUCCUAUCCCAGCUUUUCCCGCUGCAUUCUCCAGAGAUUUUGCAGGCUCACUACUUAAUAAAAUCAUGUCAAGGAGGCCAGUAAAUCCUGCUAGACGCAUUGGCGACGGUGGAAGCAUCCCAUUUGUGGGUGUUGUGCAGUCCAAAGCACGCUCAUCGCCACUACUGUCUAUAGGGCUUGUGCUUGUGGGUGCAAUUCUUCUUGUCUGCUAUGCUUUCAGCGGGUCAGGUGGACGGAGCAGUAAAGAGGCUGUGAUUAAACUUGAAGGUGGUGCUUCGUGCACAUUCGAAGUUCAGAGAGCAAUACCUAUACUAAAGAAAGCAUAUGGUGAUAGCAUGAAGAAGGUGUUGCAUGUGGGCCCUGACACCUGUUCAGUGGUAUCUAAAUUAUUAAAAGAGGAGGAUACAGAAGCCUGGGGUGUGGAACCAUUUGACUUAGAAGAUGCUGAUGCAAAUUGCAAGAGUCUCGUGAGCAAAGGCAUUGUGCGUGCUGCUGAUAUAAAGUUUUCUCUGCCUUAUCGGCCAAAAUCAUUUUCUCUCGUAAUAGCAUCAGAUGCGUUAGAUUACUUGUCUCCAAAAUACCUCAACAAAACUCUUCCAGAGCUGGCAAGGGUAUCUGCUGAUGGUGUUGUUAUAUUUACUGGUUAUCCAGGUCAGCAUAAAGCUAAAGUUGCAGAGCUAUCCAAAUUUGGCCGUCCAGCCAAAUUGCGAAGCUCGUCCUGGUGGAUAAGGUACUUUGUUCAAACUAGCUUAGAAGAGAACGAAGUAGCCUCAAAGAAGUUUGAACAGGCUGCACUAAAGAAAUCUUACACGCCUGCUUGCCAAGUUUUCCACCUCAAGUCAUACCAUUAAGAAUCACAGCUUUGUAACUUUGUUCGAUCAGCCUGUUGGUGAAACAUCGGCUAUAUACGUCUUCAGUGCCCAAAGGGUAAGUUCAUAUUUUGUGGGAACAUAGAGCCCCAUUGUGUGAUCGAUUAUGACACAGGAUCUUCUGACUUAUGUGUGUUGGGGAAGUGAGUUCUUGUGAAUUGGCUUUUAUCCUCACUAUGUAUUCUUUUACAAUGAUGUAAUUUCUCAUUGCUGCUGCUUCUUCUUCUUCUUCUUGUUGGUGUUGUUGCAGUGAUAUAGAUUUGUUAGUACACUAGAUUAUUUUUGUUUAUUA